CGUAUACUGUUUGUUCCAUGUUCGUAUAGAGAUUGUGUAAUUUCGAAAAAUGGAUAACAUAUCCUGUCGUUAUCGUGGAUUACUGACUUUAACACUAACACAAAAGCAAAUUUCUUCAAAUUGUAUAAUUGAUGCAAUAUGACUUUAAAGUAAUUAAAUUCUGUUUUACAACCUUUACAAGAAUAUGAAGCAAAUAAUAUAGAAAAAAGUAUUUUUCAUCACCACAGAGAAGUGAUAUUCAGUUGUGUGCCCUAUAUACUACUGCAGAUAAGAUAGAAAUAAUGCGUAAUAUCGUUGUCUUUUCUAGCAUUAGAAUAUUAUAAAGUUAGAAUUAAUAUUUCGUUCGGUAAAACGACGUAAUAAUUACCAAUUUUGUUACAUACUUGGAUACAUGUUACUUAAAUUUGGGAAAUAAUAAACUCUAGUAAAGAAGAACAAACGCAAAUUAAAUCAAUCUAAGUCGAUUUUGUCAAAUAAUGAGCUUUGUUUUUGAAAUAAAAAUAGUGAGUGUUCUAUUAUGUUUAUUAAUAUUUUCUUGCAUCCACUUUUAUUUCAAUAAAGUAAUUUACUUCGAAUAGACGCGUUGUGAAAUACGCUUUAAUUUCAUUUAUUAAUACAUAUAUUUAUUAAUUUGUUUUAUUAACACUAUAAGUUGGUAUUGUAUAAUAAGUAAAAGUGAUAAUAAGAAGAGAAGUAGGGAAUUUAUAAAUUUCUUCUACGAUUUAAUUUGUUGGUUAUAACAUCUGGUGGAGCUGUAUAAGAAAUAAGAAAAUGUGUGUAGAACACAUAUCUGGAUGUUUUGUAUUCCUGUCGAAUAAAGAUGUUUAGUAAGAAUGGCGGUUAUGACAGAAGUUGGUUGUAGAAUUUGAUUCAAAGUGUUUAAAAUGGGAGUGAAAGAUCUUUGGAAUAUUCUGUCGCCUUUAUGCGAGAGAAGGCCACUGUUUGAACUUCAAGGUAAAACAGUUGCAAUUGAUCUGAGUUGUUGGGUUGUAGACAGUCAAACAGUCACAGAUAAUAUGAUACAACCGAAAAUGUAUCUCAGGAAUUUAUAUUUUCGAACAGCUUUCCUUCUUUUACAAGGAAUAUCACCUAUUUUUGUCUUGGAAGGGAAAGCACCCACUUUGAAACACAGUACCAUUGCAAAAAGGAAUGAUAUUCGUAGUGGAUUCAGGGAAAGGAAGACUGUACGAAAAGGAGGAAGAUCGCAGUUUAACAGAAUUCUUAAAGAGUGUAAAGAAAUGCUUGUGUAUAUGGGUUUAGCUUGCAUGCAAGGACAUGGAGAAGCUGAAGCAAUGUGUGCUUACCUAAAUGAAGAUGGGAUUGUUGACGGAUGUAUAAGUCAAGACAGCGACUGCUUUUUGUAUGGAGCAAAGGUAGUAUAUAGAAACUUUUGUACAAGUGCUCAAGGAAAUCGAGGUGGUUCUGGCGGUGCUGUGGAUGAAUAUAGCUUAGAAAAAAUAGAGAGAUUAUUAAAUUUGGGGAGAAAUAAAAUGAUAGCAUUAGCUUUAUUAUGUGGAUGCGAUUAUAGUGAUGGUUUAAGUGGAGUCGGUAAAGAAGCUGCUUUAAAGUUGUUUAAGAUUGUAGAGGAUGAAGAUAUCCUUGAAAGAAUAAAAAGUUGGAGAACAGAUAAUAGUUUAGAUCAAAAAGAUGUUGAGUUACAAAAUUCAAAUCUAUGUACAUCUUGUGGUCACAGUGGUAAAGUACAGAAACAUGCAAAGUUAGGUUGUGUAGAUUGCGGUACUAUUGUAAAGUGCAAUGAUUCUUACAGAGAGAAAAGAACAUUGAUAUUAAAUGAAAUUUCUCUACGGAAGAAAGCCCUUCUGUUAGAAGAUUUUCCUAAUCAGGAAUUGAUAGACGAGUUCUUGAUUAGGAAAGAUCCAGUACCUAAAAAAGUAGAUCUUCAAUGGAAACAACCAGAAAUGAAUAAACUGAUAGAUUUCAUGGAACGACAUUUAUCUUGGGAGCCACAGUAUGCAUUUGAAAAAAUUUUUCCACUAGUAACACGAUGGCAACUUUUACAUUUACCAAACAUUUCUCUUGAAAAUCGUUUAUCAGUACCCGAUUUAUUUGUACCUGAGGCAAUAAAAAAGAUUCGUAAUAUAAGGUCAAUUGCAAGUUAUGAAAUAAUUUGGCAAAAUGAACAUGAUAUCAUAGAAAAAUUAAAGGAGUGUAUGUCAUUGGACAAAGAACAUAAUGAUAGUAAUAUUGAUACUUUAUUUGAGUUAACUAGUAUUGAACCACAAGUUCUAGUAGUAAAAUGUUAUCCAGAAUUAGUGGAAAUGUUUGAAAAUGCAAGAAGCUUGAAAACAAAAAAGCGACCUACUAAAAAGAAGACAGAAAAUGUUAUAAAUGAGGAGAAUGUAGAAAAACGUAAAAGACGACCAAGAAAAUGUAAUAAAGAUCCAGUAAAUAUUGGCAAUAAUAGGAAGAUCCAUGAAUUUAUUUCAAAAAAACCCCCAUUGUUAUUGGAACAAUCUUUUGAAGAAAUGAGCAUUACACCAAAACGAUGUAAAAAGGGGGAAAGGCAACGAGAGACCCAAGGUAUUAAUAAUAAAAUAAAACGUGGUCCUCAGUUUGAUAAGGUGUUACAAUUAGAGAAAGUAAAUUCAAAACUGAAUACUACAUUAGAUACAAUGUUUAAUGAACUUUCACCAGAUGAUUUUGUUAGUGAUAACGAUGACUAUGACCUAAAUAUGACAGAAGUAAUUGAUACUAUAUGUAGUGAAAAAAGAGUUUUUCAGUUUAAUAGUGUACCUACGAAUGAAAUAAAUUUCAAUACGAACAGUACUGAAGACUAUAAUCAAUUUAAUACAGUCGCUAAUAUCGAGACAGAACCUAAGGAAUGUUAUAAAAGUAUUGUAACUUGUGAUGAAUCUGAUGAUGAAUUUGCUGGUAUUAGUGAAUCUUACGUGCCACUUAAUACGAAUAAUAUCAAAGACUAUAAUCAAUCUCAUACAGUCGCUAAUGUCAAAACAGAACAUAAAGAAUGUCAUAAGAGUAUUGUAAUUUGUGAUGAGUCUGAUGACGAAUUUGCUGGUAUAAGUGAAUCUUAUGUGCCACUUAAUCAAAGAUUAUUAACAUGUAAUAAUGUAGAUAAAAUUCGAGAAACUGUAACAGAAAUAAAUGACAGAUUUAGUUUUGGAGUUGAUAGUCUUAUGAAUGACACAAAUUUAGACAAUACACAAACUGCUGCGUAGGAUAUAAUGUACAAGUAAAAGAGAAAUUGUUAUGAAAUGAUUUCAGAUAUGAAAUUAUUCAAAAAAAUUCACACUACAUUUGUAACAGUAUUUUUCAGUGUCAUGUUACUUCUAUUUAAAUAAUGUUUAUUGUUACGUUCAUCAGAAAAAAUUUUAUAACUCAUUCAUAAGAAUUUUGUGCAGACAGUCUGUACAAUGCAAAACUUUUAUUGGGUGAAGAAGUAUUACAUUAUUGAUUAUGUUAUCAAUAUGUAGUUUAAUGUUACUAUAAAGUACUUUUUUAGUAAUAUCUCACUAGUAUUUUAUGUUGCACGAUUUUGUGGUAUUUUAUUUUUUUCUUAUUUUUGCCUAAUGAUAAACAAUAGCAAAAUAAAAUGUCAGUAAAAUGUGAUUUAAUUAAAAAUGCUUUAGAUUACAACAAUUAUUUGCGACUAUUUUAGAACACGGCAAAUGAUUCUUUAAGCAAUAUUGUACAUACUUUUAUUAUACAAGCAUCGAAGUAAAAUUUAAUAUUUUAUCGACGGACCUAUUAUAUUGAAAACAUAUUUUGGUAUAUAUGUAGUAUAUCGAUUACAUUAAUCGUGUGAUUCUUCUUCAUUAGAAAUGUCUGAAAUGAUUUGCAAUUUACUGAGCAUCUUAUUAUUCUGAUAAAUUAUUCAUUUUAUACUUUAUAUUGAUAUUCAUUAAUUGUAACUGAGAAAGGUAUUCGUUUUGAUGCAAUAUCGAGUUGUCCGUUGUCAAGGUGUUAGUAUUCUCAAAAUAAUUUUUAUAAAUAUAUUAUCUUUGUAUAAAAUAUGUACAUAGUUUUAAAGAAAUACUUUACUUUAAUUAUUUUUAUACUAUGAAUGUUGUAUUAUAACUUUUUUUAAAAGAAAUGAACUUCUUUUAAAGAAGUGACAAUAUGUAACGUAAAGAUAAAAGUAGAGCGAAGAAUUAUACAAUUAUGUGAUUACGAUAUCAUUUUCUCAUGUCAUUAAAAGAGGUAUUGUGAAGGUAAUAUCAGUGUGUUAGUGGUUUUUAUUUAUAAUCGCAUGAUUAUCCAAAAGUAAAAUGAAAUUUUAUUUCAUUUAGAUCUUAAUACAAAAUUCCUUAAUAGAGGAAUCACUUUCUUUGUAAAUGCUUAUAAGAAUCUAUAUUCGUAUUAACAAUUUAGUUUUACUAAUUGGUCGAAAUUUAUUAUAUGUAGUUACAUAUUUUUUAUUUUGUGGAUUCAUUUUUAUAUUCCUCUUAUUAUGUGCAAAACUUAUUAACGAUAAGUGCGUAAUAAUAUCACAAAGAUUAUUAAAUAUUUUGUCGUAUUGGUCAAUAGUCUGUUAAUACUUGUUUCUGUAAUAAUAAUUAUUUAUUGCAAUACAUUGCCGAAAUGACUAUGGUGAUAUUUUAAUGCUAUCAAUGAGAUAUCUGCAUAUUCAUAUAUUUAACAGAUUAUAAGAAUACUUUUAUUUUAUAAAAAUAAUAAUUUUACAAAGAUACUAAUACAUGUUACUUAA
Nomia melanderi (Alkali bee) is the source of this 4687-nucleotide messenger RNA. RefSeq names its product XPG-like endonuclease (gene Gen). Gene Ontology annotation, molecular function: 5'-flap endonuclease activity; four-way junction DNA binding. The record is from RefSeq and is a predicted model, not a curated record. NCBI's taxonomy places the organism in Eukaryota, Metazoa, Arthropoda, Insecta, Hymenoptera, Halictidae.